CUCAUCUCAUCCCGCCGCCACCACCAUGACAUUCCCCUACGCCAAAGUCCUCGUCCUGGGUGCCACCAGUGGAAUCGGCCGCGCCCUUGCCGACAGCUUUAUUGCUCACGGCUCCAAGGUCGUUGCCGUUGGACGCCGCCAAAGCCUCCUCGACGAUUUCGUCUCACAGCAUGGCCAAGACAAGGCUUUCGCCCACAGCUUUGACGUCUCACGCGUCGCCGACAUUCCAAGCUUUGCCAAGAGUAUCACAGCCGACCAUCCCGACAUUGACUGUGUUCUCCUCAACGCCGGAAUCCAGCGCGUUCUAGACUUUUCCAAGCCCGAGACCGUCGACAUUGACCUCGUCCAGGAAGAAAUCAGUGUCAACUACGUCAGUAUUGUCGCCUUGACCAAAGCCUUUCUGCCUUUUCUUCUUGCCAAGGAUGGACCGAGCACCCUCAUGUACACCUCUUCGGGGCUCGCCUUUGUCCCUCUCGCGCGCGUCCCGAACUACUGCGCCAGCAAGGCAGCCAUGCAUCAUUUCAUUCUCUGCCUUCGCCAGCAAUUGAGCGAGAGUCCGAUCAAGAUUGUCGAGCUCUUUCCUCCGUUGGUGCAAUCCGAAUUGCACGAUGACCAACCUGGCGUGGAAAACCCCCGAUCCUGGGGCAUGCCGGUUGAUCUGUACGUGAAAAAGACCAUCGAAGGGCUUGCUGAAGGGAAGGAAGAUGUACCCGUAGGCACUUCAGUCAGCAGCUAUGACGCUGUAGAGGGAGCGAGAGCUGUAGCUCAGCAGGCGUUAGUAGACGCGGUGAAGGCUCAGACUCGUCAGUCUUAAAUCUCAGGGUUAGACGGGAACAUGCUAGAAAUGGCAAGUCAAACGCCAACAAUGUGUUGGUUCCAUUAGAUCAUUGUAAGUGACCAACCAGAUAUUGCACUGCAUCCACAACAACGUGCCAUCACCAU
Messenger RNA from Aplosporella prunicola CBS 121167, 942 nucleotides. RefSeq lists its product as uncharacterized. The transcript has 4 exons. Gene Ontology annotation, molecular function: oxidoreductase activity. Lineage: Eukaryota; Fungi; Ascomycota; Dothideomycetes; Botryosphaeriales; Aplosporellaceae. The record is from RefSeq and is a predicted model, not a curated record. Bases 26 to 814 code for a protein of 262 amino acids.